This is a messenger RNA of Dinoponera quadriceps, 1188 nucleotides long. RefSeq lists its product as uncharacterized. The record is from RefSeq and is a predicted model, not a curated record. The transcript has 2 exons. Bases 13 to 669 code for a protein of 218 amino acids. Lineage: Eukaryota; Metazoa; Arthropoda; Insecta; Hymenoptera; Formicidae.
CGUCGGUGGCGGAUGUUCGACAGUGGUGGUGCGGUGGCGGCGGUGGAGGUGGUGGUGGUGAUGGUCGCGGAGGAUACCGCGUACCUGCACGAACACCCACCGCCGCUACCGUUGCCGCUGACGCUAACCCCCACCCUGCGGGGCCACACAGCGAGCAACCCCCUGCAGGUGGUGGAGGUGGUUGUAGACGAGCAGGAUACGGCAAACAGCCAGACCGGCCGGGCGAAUCGUAUCCCUCGUUCCGCGGGACACGCGCGUGUAAUUAAUCCGGCAAUCGACGCCAGAUUCCGCCGGAUGAGAGCCGGGUUAACGCGCGAACGCCUUCCGCGGAUGGCUCGAUCGAGUAAUUCUCGUCCUUAUACGUCCUUAUACGAUUACCACGUUCCGCGAUUUCACGGUGGUCGCAGCCCGGCGCGACUCCGGCGGUAUCCUCGUAAUGGUGUAACGGGAGUUUCCUCGUAUCUUCGACGAGAUACCGCCGGCUUCGUAGGGUUUCGAUCGGUUCAUCGACGACUUUCUCCGGAACGACGGGAAUUUCGGCUUUCAUCAGUGCGCCGUAUACCGAGAGCGAAUCGAGUCUAUCACCGGCCGUUACACGGCACCGUCGUCCUCGCCGUGAUCAGUUUCUCGCACGAUGAUACGCGGCCUCCGAUUUGGCAAAGAUUGUGACCACACGGCCGAUGCGUUUUCCGGAAAGUGCAAUUCCGCAUGGUUGCGGGUGCUGUACCGAAGUUUCGGAUAGGAUCAAAGACAGGUUUACAGAGUUCCCGUAUUCUUGCAUUUGACUCUUCGCGAUCGAAACCUGAAAUAUAGUUCAGUCGUCCAAGUGAGUGAAAAUUAUCGAGUUACAAAACGACCGCCAAAGCUCAUAUCCGCGUGUAUUUUUCUCGCUCUAAGCCAUUAAUUCUCGUAUCUAAUCAACGAUACUAUAUUUUUGCUUCAGAACUGUAGCAGAACGUGGUCGAUUCUGAGUACCCAGUGAAUCAAGAACGAAGAUUUACGGUGUUGAUUUGAUUAAAGCUGGAGUUCAAGAUUGGAAUUAAAAGUCAGAAUUUUCGCGAAUCAAGAACCUCACUUUUUCGGCCAAAUAUAAACGUUUGAGGGCGAAAAGAGAGAAAGAUAUAUUUUUCCGGCAAAGAAAGAGAGAGAGAGAGGGGGGGGGGAGACGCUAAUAUCCGAGGAAAACGC